This is a messenger RNA of Cadophora gregata, 303 nucleotides long. RefSeq lists its product as uncharacterized. The record is from RefSeq and is a predicted model, not a curated record. Gene Ontology annotation, biological process: protein sumoylation. Gene Ontology annotation, cellular component: septin ring; nucleus. NCBI's taxonomy places the organism in Eukaryota, Fungi, Ascomycota, Leotiomycetes, Helotiales, Ploettnerulaceae. The transcript is spliced from 2 exons. Bases 1 to 303 code for a protein of 100 amino acids. Gene Ontology annotation, molecular function: ubiquitin-like protein ligase binding; protein tag activity.
AUGUCCGGCUCUGAUGAUAACGGCAGUCCUGGUGCCCAAGAGAAGCCAGAAGCCGGCGCCAGUGAACAUCUCAAUAUCAAGGUCACCGACAACAAUAACGAGGUGUUCUUUAAAAUCAAGCGGACCACUCAGCUGAAGAAGCUUAUGGAUGCCUUCUGCGAGCGACAAGGAAAAGCUCCCAAUUCUGUCCGAUUCCUCUUCGAUGGAAGCCGUGUUCAGCCUACGGAUAGCCCAGAGACACUUGAAAUGGCGGAUGGCGACACUCUUGAAGUCCAUCAGGAGCAAAUCGGUGGCGGCAUCUAG